AAACAUUCCUCGCGCAGCUGAGAGUGAGUGAGUGUUCAGGGACAUGAUAUCGACUGUCAGUGCUGCUCUUCCCCGCACACAACAUGGGCUCGACCGCCCGUACCACCGAAAGCAGAGCCCUAGCUUCGCUGCAAAGCCCCGGACUCGGUUCUGUGUCGUGGAUCGCGUGUACUGUUGAGAUAUCUGAGGUGUAAAAAAUGUGGUCGAUGGUGCUGUGGACUCAGGACAAGAUGGCAGCAGUAUGAGACGCACACAUCUACAUGCUGUGAGUUCGGUCGAAGUGUGUAAAAUGAUCGGAGAAGACCUGGAUUAUAUCUACUGUUAGUCCGUGUAAAAGGUAUGGCCUCACAAGUCUUGGUCUACCCACCACAUGUUUUUCAAACUCAGACAAGUGCCUUUUGUAGUGUGAAGAAACUCAAAGUUGAGCCCAGUAACUGUGUUUACCAUGAUAGGGCCUACCCACAGACUUACUUGAAUGGUAGAACUCUUGGCAUUGCUUACCCGUCAAAAAUCACAGCUUUGUUUAAGACACGAGAUUCUGUAAUCGGCAGACACAGAGGACAGGAGUUUCCAUUGCAAACGGCUGCUGUACGCGGUGUGCGACGUCAGCAUACCACCACAGCAGCGCAGCAGCAAAAAGGGAGAGUUGCCUCUCAGGAUAAGGAGCCGGAGCACCAGGAAAAAGGAAAGGGUUGCAGCAGUGGAGCUACAGGGGCAGUUGGAAGGGGUAGGGGAGAGGGAAGUGACAGUCAAGAAGGAGGAGGAGGAGGUGGAGGACAGGGUGAAGGUGACGAAGGUGGUGGAGGAGAGGACGAGGGUGACCGGGAAGACUGUGGAGUUUUUAACUUGCAAGACAGCUCCCACAGAUGCGGGCUGAAACGUAAGAGCGGGGAGCUGGAGAACUUGGGGAGCGCCAUGCAGAUUGUAGAGGACCUGUCAAUGUUACCUGCAAUGUUGCAAUCAAAUUUGGGAAACCCACCAGUUGCGAUCCCAGCGACAGUCGGUGGAGGGCCCGCAAAGCAAGGUGGAAAUUCCGUAAAUGGGGAUGGAGACUACCAGCUGGUGCAGCAUGAGUUGCUUUGCUCUUUGAAGAACACCUACGAGGUCUUAGACUUCCUUGGCCGCGGUACUUUCGGCCAGGUAGUGAAAUGCUGGAAACGAGGCACCAAUGAGGUUGUGGCGGUAAAGAUCCUGAAGAAUCAUCCAUCAUAUGCACGACAGGGCCAGAUUGAAGUAGGCAUCCUAGCACGCCUCAGCAGCGAGAAUGCAGAUGAGCAUAAUCUGGUGCGAGCUUUCGAGUGUUUCCAGCACCGUAGCCACACCUGCCUCGUGUUUGAGAUGCUGGAGCAAAACCUGUAUGACUUCCUCAAGCAGAACAAAUUCAGCCCGCUACCUCUGAAGGUGAUCCGUCCCAUUCUUCAGCAGGUGGCCACGGCGUUAAAAAAGCUAAAGGCCAUGGGACUGAUCCACGCGGACCUGAAGCCUGAGAACAUCAUGCUGGUGGACCCUGUACGGCAGCCUUACCGGGUGAAAGUCAUAGACUUUGGCUCAGCCAGUCACGUCUCCAAAGCCGUCUGCUCGACGUACCUCCAGUCGCGGUACUAUAGGGCUCCAGAGAUCAUUCUUGGCCUGCCUUUUUGUGAAGCCAUAGACAUGUGGUCGCUGGGAUGUGUGAUUGCUGAGCUCUUCUUGGGCUGGCCCCUCUACCCAGGAGCCCUCGAGUUCGACCAGAUCCGCUACAUUUCACAGACGCAGGGUCUGCCAGGAGAGCAUCUGUUAAACGUGGGGACGAAGACGUCUCGCUUCUUUUGCCGGGAGUCAGACUCUCCGUAUGCGGCCUGGAGACUGAAAUCUACAGAAGAUCAUGAGACAGAGACGGGGCUGAAAUCAAAAGAAGCCAGAAAGUACAUCUUCAGCUGUUUGGAUGACAUAGCGCAUGUGCGUAUCUUUGGAUCAAGAACACAAGUGAAUCUAGUGAUGAAUCUGGAAGGCUGUGAUUUGUUGGCAGAGAAGGUGGAUCGUGCAGAGUUUGUGGGUUUGCUGAAGAAGAUGUUGUUGAUAGAUGCAGAGGAAAGAAUCGCCCCGAGUGAUGCCCUUAGCCAUCCUUUUGUUACCAUGCAGCACCUGUUAGACUUCCCCCACAGCAACCAUGUCAAAUCGUGUUUUCACAUUAUGGAUGUGUGCUGCUCACGACCGGGCAGUUACGAGUCUCUGAGUCGGACCAAGGCUCCGUUUGUCAGGACUGUCCCGAGCACUGCUGCAGCGCCCAGCAUUACCCUGCCCUUCUGCAAGGUGACUGGCAUUCACACUCAGGCUUUAGCCUCAUCCGCUCCUUCAGUGAUGCAUCCUGGAAUACCUCUACAAACAGGAAGUGCUCAGUUUGGUGAUUCUUUUCAACAGGCGCUUAUUCUCUGUCCCCCAACUUUGCAAGGUCUCCCACCUAACCCCAAAAAACCAACUGGAUACUCAGUGCGAAUGGAAAGUACAGUACCACUGGUGACGCAAGCUUCUGCCAUCCAGCCUCUACAGAUCAGACCAGGGGUCAUUACACAGCAAGCGUGGUCAAGUCGUGCCCAACAGAUCCUGGUGCCCACCUGGCCUCAGGUGGCCCCGGUGGCCCCUGUGGCACCUUCAGCAACAACAAUGGCCUCAGAAACAGUGGCAGGUCCACAAAGACUAGCGGAUUGGGGGAAAGUUCAUUCCCUUGGCAACCAUUACAGCUCCAUUAUGCCCCACCACCAGCCACUGUUAACCAACCCAAUGGCCAUGUCAGCUCACCAGCCUAUCAGCAUAGGGAUUGCUCAUGUGGUGUGGCCGCAGCCAGCUGCUAACAAGAGAAACAAACCAUCUUCAAACAGAAGUAACAACUUCAUACACAGCUCCAAUUCCCAAAAUUCAUCAUGCCAGUCCCCAAAGAUGGUAGGCAGUGCCAAAAACACAGAGGAGGAGGCAGUGGAUUGUGCAGUGGAGGCGGAGUCUGAGGCGGUGCCAGAGGAGGAGCCUGUGUGCUGUAAAGCAGAACCAGAAUACGAGGACUCCCCUGUGUCUCAGAAGCAGAGACAGACCAUCGUGAUCGCAGACUCUCCGAGCCCUGCUGGCAGCGUCAUCAGCAUCAGCAGUGGAACAGACGAAGAGGGGCUGGACACUCAGAAACAUUCACUAGAGUGUAAGGGUAGCCCGGAGUGUGAGGCUUGUCAGAGCACACUGAAUAUGGAGCGCGUGUGUUCCCUUAGCAGUCCUGAUUCAACCCUUAGCACCAGUUCAUCGGCUUCAGAGCAGUCCAGUGCCUCCCCCUGCAAGAGACCCAACAGUAUGUCAGAAGAUGAGCGUGAGAGUGGAUGUGAUACGGUAGAUGGCUCACCUGCGUCGGUGUCCUCCAGUCGAGCUGACAGCCCUUUCCUCGAGGCCACCUAUAUCAAUGACAACAACCAGAACUGCAAAGCCAAUGGAGCCACAGAGGCCGAGUCUACCCAGCUGCCCGUCCGCACCAUGGUGGUGCCACCCAUGCGGGUUCAGAAUAAUGAACCAAUGGGCCGCACAGAGCCGUCAUGCCCCCCCAAAGGCCGCAGUGGUUCCAACAGACAGCCGCCCUACUCGACGUUACUGGUGAAUCGGCAACAGAAGACAGCACAGGCUUUCCCGCCCCUGCAGCCCUCUCAACCGCAGCUCCCCUUCGGACAGGUCCAGCAUUAUGGGUCGUCCCACCAGGAGUGGAAUGGCAACUACAGCCACCGCCGGCCUCAAGCGUUCAUCCCACCCACCGUUCACGGCCACACGUUCACGCUGCCUCAUGGCAGUCCCACCCACACAGCCCACCCUCCUCAAACACACCUGGGCGUCCACCCUCACACCCAGCCGACUUUACUGUCCUACCCCCCUUCAGGGCCCCUGGUCACAAAUGCCCCAAUGGCCCACCUCUUGGCUUCACCCGGUGCGACGCGGAAUCACGUCUUUCAGCCAGCUUAUGGCCUCUCCCAUCCGGCGGGACACCUCGUGCACCAGGUCACUGUGGGGCUCAACCGCCUCUUGCCCUCUCCAACCCUCCACCCUCAAGGCCAAUUCAAGCCUCUGUUCCCCCCACACUCCUUCAUCGCAUCACCCGCAUAUGCAGGCUUCCCGCUCAGUCCCACCAAACUAAACCAGUACCCAUACAUCUGAGACUCGCUCUGCAACCCUCUGGAGGGGCCGCCGCCACGGACGUAACGCCAGGCUCUCUGCAGGAACCACAAACCACCCGGUUCUCGCACACCAAAGCCAUGGCGCAAGCGAGGGAGAAAGCGGUUUCUUCGAAUCACGUAGACUUG
Puntigrus tetrazona (Sumatra barb) is the source of this 4304-nucleotide messenger RNA. RefSeq names its product homeodomain interacting protein kinase 3b (gene hipk3b). Gene Ontology annotation, biological process: peptidyl-threonine phosphorylation; peptidyl-serine phosphorylation. Lineage: Eukaryota; Metazoa; Chordata; Actinopteri; Cypriniformes; Cyprinidae. The transcript has 16 exons. The coding region runs from base 340 to 4158 and encodes 1272 amino acids. Gene Ontology annotation, molecular function: protein serine/threonine kinase activity; protein tyrosine kinase activity; ATP binding. Gene Ontology annotation, cellular component: nucleus; cytoplasm; PML body. The record is from RefSeq and is a predicted model, not a curated record.